AUGGUCCUGGAUGAGACCACUUUCACCCUUGUGGGUGAGAUGGGCUUGGACUGGUUUGAGGGGGUCACUUCUCUCCAGGACUUGAACGUUCUUGGCAACUUCGAGGCUCGCCCCCACAGCAAGGUGGAGCUUUGGCUCUCUGCCUGCUGGGCGAGGGCAGCAUCCGUGGAAGAGGCCAUGGAUGAUUGGGAGUCGGCCGUGGCUGGAUCUGCACCGGCCCUCCUGUCGUGUUCUGGCAGAAAGUCUUACGCCGUGGUCCCAGUACUUCACCGACGCAUGCCCAAACAUUGCGUGAAGCGUUGUGUGGCUGGCAAUUUCCAAGCUUGA
Messenger RNA from Cladocopium goreaui, 327 nucleotides. NCBI's taxonomy places the organism in Eukaryota, Dinophyceae, Suessiales, Symbiodiniaceae. The record is from the annotation of a GenBank genome assembly.